CAGGAAGUGACUUCGGGAGUGGAGCCGGCUCGGGCUGAUGGAAGUGCAGUGGGGGCUUAAGAGGGCACCCUAAGCACUGCCCAGUUCUGGCUUAUGGGGGUGCGGGGGACUGAACCUGGAACUUUGGAGCCUCAGCUGCGUCCAGCAUGCUCCACGGCUACAGCCCCGUGUUCCAGGCCUCGCUGGGGACCUUCUUCACCUGGGGGAUGACGGCAGCAGGGGCCGCGCUUGUGUUCGUGUUCUCCAGUGGACAGAGGCGGAUCUUAGAUGGGAGCCUUGGCUUUGCAGCAGGGGUCAUGUUAGCAGCUUCCUACUGGUCUCUGCUGGCCCCUGCAGUUGAGAUGGCCACGUCCUCUGGAGGAUUUGGUCCCUUUGCCUUCUUUCCUGUGGCUGUUGGCUUCACGCUUGGAGCUGCCUUCGUCUACCUGGCUGACCUUCUCAUGCCUCACCUGGGUGCAGCAGAAGACCCCCAGAUGGCCCUGGCACUGAACUUUGACCCUGUGUUGAUGAAGAAGUCAGAUCCCGAGCAUCCUGGGCUGCUCUGCCCCGAGAGUGAACUUUCCAUCCGGAUAGGUAGCGCUGGGCUUCUUCCAGGCAAGCUCCCUGCUGCAGACAAGAGCGAGAACGGAGAGGCAUAUCAGAGGAAGAAGACGUCGGUCCUUCCUGAGGGCCCGGCUGCCCCGGCGCCUUCUCAAGGGGCCUCUGCUCUACCGGGUGGCGGCAGCUGGCGGAGGAUCUCGCUACUCAUCCUGGCCAUCACCAUCCACAAUAUUCCAGAGGGUCUUGCUGUUGGCGUUGGAUUUGGGGCUGUAGAAAAGACGGCAUCCGCCACCUUUGAAAGUGCCAGGAACUUGGCCAUUGGAAUCGGGAUCCAGAACUUCCCGGAGGGUCUUGCCGUCAGCCUUCCCUUGCGAGGAGCUGGCUUCUCGACCUGGAGAGCCUUCUGGUACGGGCAGCUAAGUGGCAUGGUGGAGCCUCUGGCUGGGGUGUUUGGUGCCUUUGCUGUGGUGCUGGCUGAGCCCCUCCUGCCCUAUGCUCUGGCUUUCGCUGCUGGCGCCAUGGUCUACGUGGUCAUGGAUGACAUCAUCCCUGAAGCUCAGAUCAGUGGUAAUGGGAAGCUAGCAUCCUGGGCCUCCAUCCUGGGAUUUGUGGUGAUGAUGUCAUUGGACGUUGGCCUGGGCUAGUGCCGAGAUGCCUGGGACCCUAGGAAAUGCUGCACAAGGACAUGGUGGCGGUUGGCUUCUAUGGGACCAUAGUCUCUGUUCACAUUAAAACUUUUUUUUUUUUUCAUCUUUCUUCAUUUCAUUAUCCUGACUGACUUUGAUUAUCACCGUUUUGACUUUUCCUUUUGAGGGAGGUAAUGCUUUUUAUUUGACAUUUCAAAGUGUCACCGCACUAGAGAUGUUUACUUGGCCAUGGAAUGGACUCUUCAGAGGGAGCUGCCAAGGACAUAAUGAUGAAGGGAAUCUCUGCUUUCCUACCUUUAGUUUCCUUUGGUAGACUUAAUGGUCACCCAACCAGGUCACCCACAGAAGCAAGCUACAGGCAUUUUGCUUAGGAGCUCAAAGGCUGGGCCACACCUCAUCUGUCUCUCCACACUGGCCAUCGUUGAUCCCUUUGCCCCAUUAGAUCAGAAGCACCAUGGACGUGACAACUUCUCAAAGGCCAAAAAGGAAUAUGGGAAGGGACUGAAGCACCCGGAAGAAAGUCAAGCUCCCGGUUUUUAAGCAAGGAUCCACGCUGUUGACGUUAAGAGGAUUGGGACAGCUGAGAUGACACCUUGAGCCCUGUGAAGAGAGGACAGAGCAAAUUGAUCAGAAGCCUCUGCUUUCUAUGAACUCCAAGAGCAAAGUGGUUUGUCACGGCUUCCAGAUUUCUCCUGACAUGUCCUUUGAUGCCUUCAUACCUUUCUUUUGUCUGAGAGACAUGGGGACCCCAGUCAAACUACCAGAAUCCAAACCCCUUUUGUACUUUAACUAAUUUACGUGUAUGAAAGAGACCUGGAGUCUGCAGUGGGUCCUUCUCUUUUUGACCCUUUGGUAACUUGUAACCUUACUCAGAGCCUAUAACAUGCAGUGAAGACUGCUGGGAGUUAGCCAGAGUUUAGGAUGAGGAAGGAAAAGGGAGUAGGAAACAGAGACGUCUUCUAUUUCCUUUUUUAAAGCAAACAUCAACCACCUCAUUAGUCUAAAAUGCCUCUAAGAGAAUGAUUUGAAGCAGGAAGAAAAUCAACCGCCACCUACAUCCACACAGUUUCUCCGGAGGGGAUUCUCUAGUGUAUCUGCUUCAGAUACACUUAAGGCCUGAUGUUCUGGUUGUCAGAGGGCAUUUGGGAUGUAGAAUGGACUCUGCUGGCAGCUCGAGAGCCAGACUUUCCGGCAUUGUGUUAGCAACGCCUGCGCUAUGAGCUUACAUGUUGAAUUGCUCCUACCGGGGUGAAUGCCCUAUUCUGUGAAUGCUCAAGACCCCCGCCAUUCCCACCCCCCCAAAGGCCAACUGUAUGCUGAAACUCUGUGUUCUUUGGAAGCACUCAUGAUCAAAGUUGAAUAUACAAUCAGAGGUUUGAUUGGCUGAGAUUAAUCAUUUUGGUAACUGGUGUGUGUGUGUGUGUGUGUGUGCAUUUUAUGUCUUUGGAUAUAGUUUUACAUAAUGUAAACUUCUUUCUGAUGGACAAGACCUCAUAACUGUGAUUAAGAUCAAUAAAGGGGAUAUCGUUGGGA
This is a messenger RNA of Erinaceus europaeus (western European hedgehog), 2720 nucleotides long. It is a transcript of the gene SLC39A11, whose product is annotated as solute carrier family 39 member 11. Gene Ontology annotation, biological process: zinc ion transmembrane transport. Gene Ontology annotation, molecular function: zinc ion transmembrane transporter activity. Lineage: Eukaryota; Metazoa; Chordata; Mammalia; Eulipotyphla; Erinaceidae. Bases 147 to 1184 code for a protein of 345 amino acids. The record is from RefSeq and is a predicted model, not a curated record. The transcript has 11 exons. Gene Ontology annotation, cellular component: membrane.